ACCUGCUGUCUCAAAUCACGCGCUCACCACGGCGACAGAGGGGGCGUGAACCGUCUCCUAGGUAACGCUGCCACACACACACACACACACACACACACACUGGAGGAGAGAGCGAGAGAGAGAGAAGGAGGCAGGCUGUUCUCGUUUCCUCUAGAUGUGGAUUGUACCUUGUUUUCUCCAUGGCAUCAUCACGGCACCGGUAGCAAGGGAUGCUGGGAGAUCAGAUGCGCGGCUUGGAGCAUCAUCUCUCUGAGAUGGCAGAAAUGCAUCGCGGCAUCCUGCAGUGGGAGGCUGAUUGAGCUCAUACAGCACCACAAAGCCUCUUCCCAGCAGGAGAGGCUCCUAAAAUCCUCAUCACACAACGGCAAGGUCUCUGCUGCAGUAUCUGACAAUGUUUCGCAAAAAGAAGAAGAAGAGGCCAGAGAUUUCAGCGCCGAAGAACUUCGAGCAUCGCGUUCAUACGUCGUUCGAUGUGAAGCGAGGAGUCUUUGUCGGUCUUCCCACACAAUGGCAGAGUUUAAUAGAAAACCUCCGGAGACCCAAACCCAUGGUGGACCCGUCCCGGAUCACGCUGGUGGAGCUCAAACCAAAGAAGACCAUCGUGUGCGGCAGCAUGAUCGGCCACGGAGACUAUAUAUCAGCCAUGCUGUCAGACAUGAGCCGUCUGUCCGUCACCAGCUCCAACUCCCUGCGCAAGAGCAGCCCGUCGGCCCGCAAGAGAGCGCAGUCGCUCGGCCGCCUCGGGGAGGUCAGCGAGGCCGAUGUGUAUCAGUACGAAGCCCUGGACGAGCCUGACCCUCACUGGGCCGAUAAAUCACGCAACAUCCACAGCGAGAGCGGCACGCCGUACAUGGGUCUGAAGAAGAGUGUGAUGCUGCAGCCCAAUGGCGUUCUGCCCCGCGCCAAAUCCACCUAUGAGGUCAGCAUGAGCUCUCCUCCUCUUCCUCCGCCGUCCAUCCCCGUCCCGGAGCCACCUCUUAUGAUGAGACGAGAGUUCCCCAUCGUGUUCUCGCACAACCAGAGACCCAUCACCUGCUUCUAUAGCCCCACCAUGCCACACGGAGACGGUCUGACGCCGGACAUGAGGACCGUCAACAGACUGCUGGUCCAUCUGCAAAACAGCCCGGGGAGACUGUACUCCUCAUACGACCUGAAGGCCGACGCAGCCAUGAGACACCAGCCGGGAUAUCUGCACAGCGGCACCAGCAGUCCCCUCGUGAGUGGCACCAGGCCUCACAGAACGGUGCGUUCCUCCUCCAGCUACACCAUCGGCCUCUCGCCCAACAUCAGUUACCGGCCCACCGGGCCAGACCCCUUUAUGAGACACUCCGGCUGCCCCAACCCGGGUCUCUACCCCAGACAGGACAGCCCGUCGCAGCCCCGACCGUCUCCCACUGGAUCUCUGGCCAACAGCCCUCCGGGAACCUGCUCGCCUGCAUUCAGACCCCCGCAGCACCCCUCGCCCCGACCCCCGCCCGACCCGCCCAAAGUCACCCACGAGCAGUUCAAGGCCGCGCUGCAGAUGGUGGUGGAUAAAGGAGAUCCGCGCUCGUAUCUGGAGAACUUUGUGAAGAUCGGCGAGGGUUCGACGGGUGUGGUGUGCAUCGCCCACGAGAAACACAGCGGACGGGUGGUGGCUGUCAAGAUGAUGGACCUCAGGAGACAACAGCGCAGAGAACUGCUCUUCAAUGAGGUGGUGAUUAUGAGAGAUUACCAGCACAGGAACGUGGUGGAGAUGUUCAAGAGCGCUCUGGUGGAGGAGGAGCUCUGGGUCAUCAUGGAGUAUCUGCAGGGAGGAGCUUUAACAAACAUCGUGUCUGAGACCAGGCUGAGCGAGGAGCAGAUCGCGACCGUGUGUGAGGCUGUGCUGCAGGCGCUGGCGUAUCUCCACUCGCAGGGGGUCAUACACCGAGACAUCAAGAGCGACUCCAUCCUGCUCUCGCUGGACGGACGCAUCAAGCUGUCAGACUUUGGCUUCUGCGCUCAGAUCAGUAAAGAUAUCCCGAGGAGGAAGUCUCUGGUGGGAACGCCGUACUGGAUGGCCCCGGAGGUCAUCUCCAAAUCCCCGUAUGGAACGGAGGUGGAUGUUUGGUCUCUGGGCAUCAUGCUGGUGGAGAUGGUGGACGGAGAGCCUCCGUAUUUCAGUGAGACGCCGGUGGCUGCCAUGAAGCGUCUGAGAGACGAGCCGGCGCCCACCGUACGCAACGUUCAUCAGGUGUCCCCGGUGCUGAAGGACUUCCUGAAGCGCAUGCUGACGCGGGAUCCGCUGGAGCGGGCCAGUGCCACAGACCUCCUGGAGCACCCCUGCCUCCUGCAGGCCAGCUCUCCGCAGUGCCUGGUGCCCCUGGUGGAGCAGUACCGCAAGCGCAUGUCCCGCUGCUGAAGCCUCCGCUUUUCUGGCCUGUCGGACUCACAAGCACCUCGUUCCCCGGAGCAAUCACGACUGAGAUGGCUGUUUUAUGAGAAAUGAACUCUAUAAAGCCAUUUUCUUCUACCUGAGGACGUCUCAUUGGUGCUUAAAAGGCGGUGAAUCAGAGCAGAAGUGCGUCUGACUGAAAUGCCACUGGGUUUUAUGUUCUGUUCGAAGCGUGUUAUCGUGACUCACAUCGAAUCUGUGGCCGCAGAGACCUGGAACAAGCCUCAUUCAUCAGUUUCAUGAAUGCUUGUGUUCGUAUAUCGAAUAUUUUAUAAUGCUUUCAUAUAAGGAUCUCACUUUUGGUUUUUACAGCUGCAAAAACUUUAUUAUCGUUAACAAUUUACAAUAAGGUUCUAUUAGUUAACAUGA
This is a messenger RNA of Sinocyclocheilus anshuiensis, 2785 nucleotides long. RefSeq names its product serine/threonine-protein kinase PAK 6-like. Gene Ontology annotation, biological process: protein phosphorylation. The transcript is spliced from 9 exons. Bases 392 to 2383 code for a protein of 663 amino acids. NCBI's taxonomy places the organism in Eukaryota, Metazoa, Chordata, Actinopteri, Cypriniformes, Cyprinidae. The record is from RefSeq and is a predicted model, not a curated record. Gene Ontology annotation, molecular function: ATP binding; protein serine/threonine kinase activity.